CUAGUAUAUGGCACACAGGUGGUGGGGGAGAAAAAGGGUAUAGGGCUGGCUGGGAAUGGAAUAUAAAAGGGGAAGGACGGAGCUUGACGACUCGAUUAACUUACAACCAGGACAAGCACAAAACAACCAAGACCGUGGAGACCGAGACAACAUCAACCCCAGAGUGCAGUUCAAUCAAGUCAAGCUCGUUGCCAUCUUAGUACGAAGUCACCAUGUCUGACGCAGAUGCUUACCUCGACUUCGCCGCCAACCGGCGCACUAUUUACAACCUGACGAACGAAUCGACCAUUUCAGACGCGAAGCUCGAGGAAAUCGUCAAGAAGACCCUGCUCGUGACGCCCUCUGCAUUCAACACCCAGAGCGCCCGCAUCAUCGUCCUCCUGGGCGAACAGCACAAGAAGCUGUGGGACAUUGUCAGGGCCGCCUUGGCUCCACACGUGGCCGGCAACCCAGAGCAAGCCGCAGCCACCGAGGCGAAAGUGAACUCCUUCCAAGCGGCAUAUGCCUCGAUCUUGUUCUUCGAGGACCCAUCCACGUACGACCCGAUCAUGUCGUUCGUGGCGUAUGCCGACAAAUUCGAGGCCUGGCGAGAGCAAGGCAGUGGCAUGCACCAAUUGGUACUGUGGACCGCGAUGGAGGCGGCGGGUCUGGGAGUCCAUGUGCAGCAUUACAACCCGCUCAUCGACGACGAGGUGAAGAAGACGUGGUCGAUCGAUGCGAACUGGAAGCUGACCGCUCAGAUGGUCAUCGGGAAACCAGCUGGCGAGAAGCCCGCUCCCAAGGAAAAGAAGCCCUUGGAAGGAAGAUAUCGGGUCAUUGCUUGAGCUGCUUUGAUGGGCGAGGCUCGUAGACACUGUGGACGGAGAGACGGAUUGCACAUGAUUUAUUCUCCUAGACUUGCUAAAUUUUGAGCACCAGUAAAAUACCACACACUUUGACAUU
Molecule: messenger RNA, 942 nt
Organism: Cladophialophora immunda
Lineage: Eukaryota; Fungi; Ascomycota; Eurotiomycetes; Chaetothyriales; Herpotrichiellaceae
Exons: 1
Coding region: 213-824 (203 amino acids)
Biological process (GO): cellular response to oxidative stress
Source: RefSeq, a predicted model, not a curated record